CAUUUUGUAAAAUAAUAUAUCCCCAAGUUGUUUAACAUGUCCAUCUAGCUAGCUUACCUUCUUAGCUUGCGCUCUAUAAAAAUCAGUGCCACCCAGCCAUGCCGAACAGCCAGCAAGGGGCAGGCAGGAAGAGCAGAGUUGUCACUUAUCACCAACGAACUGCAUAGCCUAGAAACUUGAGGGGAUAGAUGGGCAACAGCCUGCGGUGCUGCCUGGCCUGCGUGCUCCCCUGCGGCUCCUUCGACGUGAUCCGGAUCGUCCACCUCAGCGGCCACAUCGAGGAGUACGCCCGCCCGGUCACCGCCGGCGAGGUCACCGCGGCGCACCCUAACCACGUCCUGAGCCGGCCGUGCUCCCAGGGCGGAGCGCGGCGGAUCCUGAUCGUCGCCCCGGACUCGGAGCUCAAGCGAGGGUGCUUCUACUUCCUCGUCCCGGCCUCGUCGGUGCCGGAGAAGAAGAGGAGGCCGCAGCCGCAGCAGAAAAAGGCGCGGCCGCAGAAGACGCCGCCGCCGAGCGCUGCUGUUGCUAAGGAGGCCAAGGACAAUGGCGACAGGUACCUGGCGGAGGUGCUGUCGGAGGGCAAGGCCAGCCUCAAGCGCCGUCGGAGCAGCCGCUCCACGGUGUGGCGGCCACACCUUCACCCCAUCCUGGAAGAGGCUGCUAGUGACUCGUGAUAGAUAUAUAUCACACGUCUUCGUACUUUCAGCUCGUGUAGCUGUUUCUGCUUCCUCCUCCUCCUCCUCUCUGCCUUUAUGUAAAUAUAGUUAUGGACGUAACAGUCAUGGCAGCCGCGCGCGUGCAUGGUGUGCGCCAUGCCGCCAUGUACGUCGGUGAGAGGCAAGGCAACACCCCCCUUUUUGCCUCUCUGAUUUGCUCCUCCUCCUGCUAAAUUUUUCGCUCUCACCAUUAUUCCCGGUUCAAGUUUUGAGGCCGGUCGGUGAGAGUUACCGAAUAGGCUGCGAAGGAGAAACAGGGAUCAAUAUUGGAUGCUCUUCAUGUACGCUUAUUGAAAUGGAAUGUCCGUUUUGAACUUGAAA
This is a messenger RNA of Zea mays, 1037 nucleotides long. RefSeq lists its product as uncharacterized. The record is from RefSeq and is a predicted model, not a curated record. The transcript has a single exon. NCBI's taxonomy places the organism in Eukaryota, Viridiplantae, Streptophyta, Magnoliopsida, Poales, Poaceae. Bases 189 to 674 code for a protein of 161 amino acids.